This is a messenger RNA of Oryza sativa Japonica Group (Japanese rice), 1129 nucleotides long. Its product is annotated as LEAF RUST 10 DISEASE-RESISTANCE proteinUS RECEPTOR-LIKE PROTEIN KINASE-like 1.2. The record is from RefSeq and is a predicted model, not a curated record. NCBI's taxonomy places the organism in Eukaryota, Viridiplantae, Streptophyta, Magnoliopsida, Poales, Poaceae. Gene Ontology annotation, molecular function: polysaccharide binding.
ACACAUCUUGCAUGAACCGUCAUUCACGUAAGGAUAACUCACGCAAAAUUGAAAUGUGCAAUUGUGCGUGGUUUCACCAACUGAAGAUUCUCACCAAAGUCGUGCAGCAGAGUGUGCAAUCUCGCAGAAUGCAACAAUGCCAACAUCAAGCUCUCCUCUUUGGCUCUUGCUGUUCCUAAGCAACCUCAUCACCACCCAUGAAGCCGCAGAGAUCAUCCCGAACGCCACCACGCCGUCGUGCCCGUCGUACCGGUGCGGCCACGCCGUCGACAUCCGGUACCCGUUCUGGAUCGACGACAACACGAGCGGCGGCGGCGCCUACUACUGCGGGUACCCGAGCCUGCGCCUGGAGUGCCGCCGCGACACGCCGGUGCUGGCGCUCCCGUCGGGGGAGUACGCCGUGACGCACAUCCUGUACGGCGACAGGACGGUGUCCCUGUUCGACCUCGGGGUGUUCUCCCGGUCGAACACCUGCCCGCUCGUCGGCCGCAACCUGUCCCUCCCGGCGGGGUCGCCGCUGUCGCUGACGGACAGGGACGCCAACCUCACCUUCUUCAUCCACUGCUCCUUCAUGGGCAUGCCGGCCCACCUCGUCGCCUGCCUCGAGGGCGACGGCCGCCACCACUCCUACGUCUUCCGCGACGGCGACGACCGCACGCCGUACGGGUACGCGGCGCUGUGCCAGGACGUCGUCGGCAUGCCGGUGCUCAGGCGGUCCCUCCUCGGAGGGAAUUACAGCAGCCCGCUCGACGCCGCCGUCGUGCCGGCGCUCAACAUGGGGUUCGAGCUCGGCUGGAGGCCACUGGAGGACGGCGAGUGCGGCGACUGCGAGAAGGCCGGCGGCUGGUGCGGCCACCGCCGGCGCGCGGCGCACGAGCCCUGGACCUUCGCGUGCUUCCGGACCGUGACAAUCACCGCGCGGGCUGAUACGAAAUCUCCAGGUACGCCCACUCGAGUACACGUAUACAUUGUUUGUUCCGUUUCGUGAUGUUUUGGGCCGGCCCAAGAAAGGCCAGGGUUUUUCCCAGCCCAAUAAUGAUAAAUCCCGUGACGUAGUAUACGCCUCUGUCGCCCAACCUUUAUUACGAAAUUUCACGCGUAAAGUGACGCGAUCAGGCGACCAGGUACA